UCUCAGUCGGGUCGAGGCGCGCACGAGAGAGCUGGUCCACAUUUUCACGUGGGACGUCGGUGCCAUGCCUUCCACUUGAGUCGCCCGUGAAAGAGAUUUAAGAGGGGAGUUUUUGUGACCCAGGGACGUCGUAAAAGCUCAUUUGUGGAGCAAAAACAAAACAAAAAAAUUGCCCGGAAGGGCCUCACGUGAAGGGUCACCGAGCACCGACAAUCUCCUUCCCCCGGGCUGCAAUUAAGCACGACUAGAGAGUUUUUAGCGAGAAGUCCGACACCUCAGUACGCACAUUCGCUCUCGCAUUUACCCGAACUUGCACUAACUUCUCUAGUAGACCCGCACAGAUUUACAGCAAAAGAAGCGUCCAUUCGUAGGUAGCCAGGCCCUCGGAGCAGAAUGAGGGAACCCUGGAUGUACCUGAUGUGCUUUUGCCUCCUGGCGAGCUCAACGUCAUCACACGGUGCCAACAACCCCUUCGCAGGGCAGCAGACCCCGGCGGACCCUUGCUACGACGAUACCGGUGCGGCCCGCCGCUGCAUACCCGAGUUUAUCAACGCCGCCUUUGGCAAAGAGGUGACAGUGUCCAGCGUGUGCGGCCGGCCGCCGUCCCGCUCGUGCAGCGUGCUGGAGCGCGGCGACGACCGGCCGUCGGUGCGGACGUGCCAAAUCUGCGACGCCGCCGACCCCCGUCGCUCCCACCCGGCUUCCUACCUCACCGAUCUCAACUCGGCUCACAACUUGACUUGCUGGCAGUCGGAGAACCUCAACACCUCGCCCUACAAUGUGACUCUAACUCUUUCCCUGGGUAAAAAGUUUGAGAUCACUUAUGUGAGCUUGCAGUUCUGCUCACCCAGACCAGAGUCGCUAGCCAUCUAUAAGAGCAUGGACUAUGGCAAAACAUGGAUGCCCUACCAGUUCUACUCAUCGCAAUGUCGACGGGUGUACAAUCGGCCCAACAAAGCCACCAUUACGAAACAGAAUGAACAGGAGGCUCUGUGUACUGACGGUCACACUGACCUCUACCCGCUCUCAGGAGGACUCAUUGCCUUCAGCACCUUGGAUGGGCGACCGUCCGGCAAAGACUUUGACAACAGUCCGGUACUUCAGGACUGGGUGACCGUCACCGAUAUCCGCGUGGUCUUCAGUCGCCCCCAGCAGUCGCGCGAGCUGGGGCUGCCCGCCGGCGGAGGAGCGAGGGACGAAGACCCCGUGGCGGUCACCUCCACUCUUCCGGCGUACUUCUACGCAGUGGGGGACUUCCAGGUGGGCGGAAGGUGCAAGUGCAACGGCCACGGAUCACGCUGCCUGAAAGACAAGGAGGGGAAACUGGUGUGCGACUGCAAACACAACACGGAAGGGCCCGAAUGUGACCGGUGCAAGCCCUUUCACUACGACCGGCCGUGGCAGAGGGCCAGCGCCCGCGAGGCCAACGAGUGUCUGCCGUGCAACUGCAACCUGCACGCCCGCCGCUGUCGCUUCAACAUGGAGCUGUACAAGCUCUCCGGGAGGAAGAGCGGCGGCGUGUGCAUGAACUGCCGCCACAACACAGCCGGCCGCCACUGCCACUACUGCAAGGAGGGCUUCUACCGAGACAUGGCGCGACCCAUCACUCACCGCAGGGCUUGCAAAGCCUGUGACUGCCACCCUGUGGGAGCAGCGGGUAAGACGUGCAACCAGACCACAGGUCAGUGCCCCUGCAAGGACGGCGUCACCGGCAUCACCUGCAAUCGCUGCGCCAAAGGCUACCAGCAGAGCCGAUCCCCCGUCGCACCGUGCAUCAAGAUCCCCGUGGUGAACCCCACAGCUGUGGUGAGCAGCACAGAGGAGCCAGCAGACUGUGAGUCCUACUGCAAACCAGUGAAGGGAAACCUGAAGAUCAACAUGAAGAAAUACUGCAAAAAGGAUUAUGCGGUGCAAGUGAACGUGCUGGACAUGGAGACGGUCGGUGACUGGGCCAAAUUUUCCGUCAACGUCAUGUCGGUAUACAAGAGCCGCGGGGAGCCCUUGAAGCGGGGGGACAACAUCCUGUGGGUGCACAUGAAGGACCUGGCCUGCAAGUGUCCCAAGAUCCAGAUGAGCAAGCGCUUCCUGGUCAUGGGCGGCAGUGACGGCGGGACGGGCCCGGGGGCGGGGCCCGGGGUGGGACCCGGCGGGGGAACUUCAAACCCAGGGCCAGAACGAGCGGGCCUGCUUGCCGAUAAGAACAGCCUGGUGAUCCAGUGGAGGGACGUUUGGACGAGACGACUGAGGAAGUUCCAGCGCAAAGAGAAGAAGGGGAAGUGCGGCAAAGCGUGAUUGGGGACGGGUGGUGCCGCAGGAACCUACCUCUUCGUCCACCUCCAUGAACCCUGACCCAGUCCCCUCAAUCACGGGAACGCUGCACAUUACCAAGACUGCAUGUACCCUACCAGUUUUAAGGACCACAUUUUGUCUAUAAUGUAUAAUUAUUGUCCUUUUGAUUUUUUUUUUUUUUUGUAUUGUCUCGUCUUUCUCGUCCUAUGGUUUGCCUUAAAAAGGGACCGUUAAAAAGGGUAUGAAGUGUAGACAAAAGCAGACCGUUCCCACCCUCCCUGAUGACUUUGACACCAACCGACCGCUCUGUUUCCCACCAGAACUCCUUCAAACGGUCUUCCCAAAGGAUUUCUACAAGCAGCAAUGAAGCCCAAGAACUCAUCUCCAGUCACAGUGGGGGUGUUCAACUCUUUUUGGGACCAGACAUCUGCAGGAACUUCUUUGAAUCAAGAUUUUUUUUUAAAGAGACACUCUGGAAUUUUCCACAACAAACUUGCUGCUGCCACAAGACUGGACUCACGCAAGCUCACUGCUUAUUUUCUUCUCCAACAAUAUAGUCUAGUCAUAGCAUCUGAGCAUUCUGUUGGCAUGCGUGGGUCACAUUUCUGAGGGUAUUUUCGCAACCCCUCCCUAGCUGGACCCUCUCAUGGGAGUUUUAACGUGCAUGACACUUUGCUUUGGCAGGAACCGGUUGUCCAACUGGUUGGUAUUUCAGAAGAACGCCACUCGACGGUAAUCUUGAGCGGAUUCCUUUCUGAUGCGCCGCGCGACUGUCAAACUUCAAUUUCGUAAAAAGUGGGCCCAACGAGCUGACUAUUUAGUCUGAACGAACGAGGCCGGAACGUUUUCAGCGUUCACCGAGAGCGUGCAGUAUUGUGACAUGAGACUAUCGCAAUUCCUUCCUCGUGUGUUUGGUCGUGUUUGAAUGUUCGUGGUUUACGCCAGUCCGUCGAGCUUCCCGUCAUCCUUUGCCGAAUGAGCGCGGUGUUUUUUUUUUUUUUUAAAUUGAAUUAAGAGACUAUAAAAGUCAGAUUUGAAAAUAAAACGUCUGGUAGCUCUCCAGCUUUUGAUCCGCCUUUCAUUUUGAAAAACACGUUGCAGUCUACAGCAUAAGAUAAACAAAAGUUUGAAUCUGAGGUCCGCGCUGACAGGCAUGUCUUGAAAGUUUGCGGUUGUUUGGCUGCGGCCGAGGCUGCGUGUUUGGCUUGUCCUUCUUCCAAAAGACUCUCUCCUCUGCGUCGUAUCAGCCGAGCGCUCGCCCCCACCACCCCCUAGCCAUUUUUGCAUGUUGUGUAUUGAGUGUCUUAGAUAAGUGACAGCGCAAGUGGAGGUUGCCAAAUCUCCUGAGUGGCGCACUGUACUCCGCACUUGUAAGCGCUCCUUUUCCUCCCCGAGAAUGUACGUCAAACUGUGAAGGACUCACUCCAAUGUAUUGAUUGUGUUAGCUUGCCCUAAGAAUGUCCAUUUAGUGGAACUUUGCUUCUCAAUGUUUGAUCCCAAAAAACCUACGUAACCAAAAUAAGUUACAGUGGAACCUCCACAUAGGAAAUAUCAGAUAACGUGAAGGAAUCAGUUCUCAAAAUUUUAUUCAUCUGUCCAAACAAUGUUUUAGGUAGCAUUUUUUUCCAUCUCAGACAAGGGUAAAGACGAGAUUAAGUUGCUGUAACGUGGCAGUAAAUGUCUUCUAAAUUUGGCAAAGCAAAGAGAAGAAUGUUUAUAACAACGGCGCCAAAUGUUAUUGAUGGGUAAUCAAGUUACCAAGUAUGAAAAUGAGGCUUCCCCUGCUAAAGAUUUUCUAUAGAACAUUUCUAAAGAAUUUCUAAAGAACUAUAGAACUUUAGGACCCAAGUCCAAUAGUUCUGUAGAAAUUCUAAAGAAAAUCACAGCCAAAGUUCUAUAGAACAAGUUUUUCUGUACAAAUUCUGUAGAAUUCUAUAUCUUAGGAUAGAUUUUUUUUUAGAUGGGUCAUGCAACUUGCUUAAUGCAUAUACAUCCCUAUUUGUUUGAGCCAGAAAGAAAUGUAUCUGCUUAAAGCCUCCAGUGGAUGAAAGAUAGCCUGAAAAAUGAGGCAGUAGCCAGAAGCUAGCUAGCGAGCUAACAGGCUAGCGAGCUAACAGGCAUCCUCAGCGUCACGUCCUUGCUUGGGAAUCAUGACACUGACCUGUUCUGUAAGUUACCCCAUUUAGGAAAGAGGAUUUUUUUGGGGGGUGUGUUAGCAUAGCUAGCUAGCUAGCUAUCUGCAAGUAAUUCGCAAUUGCGCCAUUUUAGCCAUGCCCAAAGCAAUCAAAGACUGAAAUCGUUAAGAACAUUUCAACAAUAUUUCACCACGAUUCAAUACGGGGUAGUUUUCAGUCCUUGGAUAUUUUCACUAAUCAUCUUUUCACAUCUAUAAUGUGGUAAUACAAAUUAUCACACACAAAAAAGGUGAAAAAGCUAAAAAAAAAAUGAUCGUGGAGUUAAUUCUUUAGAUGGUCAUUGACCCGAAGUCAACAUGUGAUGUUUUGUGUCAAGUUUCGGAGGUUCCACUGAAAUCAUAGUUUCAUACAAACAGUGACUUUGUUUGUAUUUCCACUAAGAACCGGUUCAGCUGAGCUGUUUGAGUCCGUAUCUGGAGCUCAUUUCGCAACAAUAUCAGCAUGCCAUAUUUUGGCAUCCCUCCUCUCGUCUCUUUGGCUCUCGCUCACGUGCCCACCCUGAACGUUGACGCAAAGAUAAGAGCGCGCCAGAUGUUUUCGGGUCUUUUUAGUGAGCCUCAUAGGGAGAGCCGCCCCGUUGUUUUUCAUUAACAAGGCCCAAAGCUUGGCAAUAGAAGCCAGCCCCUUUCGUGCUUUUCCUUUGUUUCUUCCGCCGCUAGCUUUUUAUAGCAUACGCAGGUGUGUGUACGUGUGUGAGAAUACGUUUGUGUGUCUGUGUGUGUCUAAUUAUUCAAAACGAGUAAACAAGUGAUUUGCACAUCACGCCCUGCGACCCUCAUUGCUUUUUGUGCUCCAAUUAGACGCUUUUGAAGGUAUUUUGUAUGUGUCCUCCCGACCCGCAACAUUACAGCCGGUACACUUGCACAAUCUAAUGUACAGGUGACAAACUCAAAGCCCCUGGGGGUCAGAUCCCCCCCCCCCCCCCACAUCAUUUUAUGUGGUCCGAGAAAGAAAAUCGUGUGCCUCAACCAAUGCAUUCAAAAAACCUAUCAGAUUUAAAAUUAACUUUGUUUGUUUGUUUUAAACUGACAGAUCACUGUUACUCAUUUGUGGAAAAAUAUUUAAUGCAGUCUUAAAAUGUUACCUAAAAUAUCAUCUGUACACUGUUUGGACAUUGGAGAAUUUAAGCCAGACUGUUACAAAAUUCUGUAUAUUAUAUUAAUUUAUAGUGUGAUUUUAAAUCAGAAGUCCGCCUGCCGAAGAAAAAUUCCUUGUGUGUUUUUACACACCUGGCCAAUAAAGCUGAUUCUUAUUCUGAUUCUGAAAUAUGCAAAAUAUUACUCGUAUUCAUAGAUUUGAAAAAAAAACAUAUAUAGUACUUAACUAUUAUCCAAUUUGUGUUCAAUAAAAAAAAUGUUUUGGCAAAAAUAAAUGCAUGUAAAACCGCUUUAAGUGAAGAAAGAUGCAAAAACCAAAAGUUCAAGAACUAUGAUGGAGACACUGAAUUUGUUUUAGUGAGACAUAAAAUAAUGGAGCAUCCCCGGAGUUUGACACCCAGGCUUUUCACACUAUCGCAAAUAAUUGGAGGAUUAGCAUCUAAAUAUUAGAUAUUUGAUUUAUUUCUUAAGCACUCCAAACUACAACCACAAUAAUUCAAAGGGCAAGGGCGAAAAGGGCAAUAAUAUCUUCUGAAAGCAGAUUUGUGCAAGUGUGCCGGAGAACAUAUCCUCCAUGUUUUUCCUCCCGUUUUACCCACUUGUCACGGUGUAAAUAUGCAGCGGGCUGCCGUUUUCUGUUGCGUCACCUGAUGACCGGCGUCCGUGUAUUGUACAAAAAAAAAAAAAACGAUGACGUUAACGCGAUGGCCGAAAACAGAAACACGUGCUUUUGUCGGGGCCGCCCGGAGAUGUGUUUCACGUGGUACGCAGAAUGUAUUCCUUUCAGCUUCUACGACAAGCGCCCUAUUGUAAAUAACUCUGGGCGUAAAGAUGACGAAGUAGUAUGUGACACGGCGAAGUCCAAACGGGAAUGGACCCCACGCCCCUCUGUGAAUGUCUGGAACGGUGGCUCGCUCACUCCAUGAAGUAUCCGCGGCCUUUUGUUUUGGUGCAUACCCUGAUCCUCACUUGUAUAACCAAGUCUUCCUUGUACCCCCCCCCCCAAAAAAAAAAACACCACCACCACCUUUCA
This is a messenger RNA of Syngnathoides biaculeatus (alligator pipefish), 6614 nucleotides long. RefSeq names its product netrin 2 (gene ntn2). The transcript has 7 exons. Bases 394 to 2292 code for a protein of 632 amino acids. The record is from RefSeq and is a predicted model, not a curated record. NCBI's taxonomy places the organism in Eukaryota, Metazoa, Chordata, Actinopteri, Syngnathiformes, Syngnathidae. Gene Ontology annotation, molecular function: protein binding.